AGUAUUACAAGCACAAUUUCUUGUUAAAACAUUUGAAGUUUUUUGCAGUUAUACCUCAAAAUUUACAAUAGUUUUGUUUAAAAUAAGGCAAAUUAACAUAUUACAGUUAAAAAAUGAUUGUUUCUCCGGAGAGUACACCACAAAGUGACGAAGAAAGCACUAGCCGUAGAGGAACGAAAAGAAAAUUUAAUGAUACCAGAACUGAUUGUGUAACUCGCAGUAUUAAUCUAAUUCGUUUCUGCAAUGAAACUGGUGAAAACGUACAUCUAAAAUUAUUAGAGAAAACUAGCGCACGCUCUGUUACGAGUGAACUUAGUUGCAGUUUUAGAAAUAGUGUUAAAUGUACUUUUGGAAUUUCUCACAGAGGAAGAAGCGCCUUUUAUACUUACUAUUAUGACGAUGCAAUGAAAUAUAGAAGUACAUGUCCAGUUUCGAAACGUGCUGAAAGAGGUAAUGCUUUAUGGAUUCCAGAUAUACAUGAAAAUCUUCCUGAGUAUCUUUUGGCUGCUAGUGAUAAUUUAUGUAUAUAUGAAAAUAUCGAUUCCAGUUUAAUUCUCAGAGGAUAUUUUGGAAACAUUCGUCGAAAUAAUCCAAUAAUAUCCUGUGGAUGGUGGAGUCAAGAUCCUCAGUAUGUAUGCAGUGUGCAGUUAAAUGGUUCCUGUGUUAUAUGGUCACUAGAUAGAAAAGAUGAAGUUAUUACAUUCAACAUACAAGAUUUUCAUAAUCCAAAUUGGAAUAUCGUUGACACGAACGUAGGAAUGUGUUUUUUUCAAGGUAGUUCGAACCAUUCAUUUGUGACAUAUAAUGACAAGACAGUAAAUUUUCUAAAUGACAUAAGAUGUCCUGAAAAUUCUUACGUAUACAAUUUCGAGAACCCGAUUUUUAGUGUCAAAAGUUCACUUCGUAGUCCUUGGCUUGUUGCAUGUGCCGAAAGAAAAAAUAUUUCAAUUAUAGACGUUAGAUUUCCGAAUCAAGCAUGUUUGUCAAUGUUUUCCUUUGAUCCGUCUAAUAAUGCAACUUGCUUUUCAUGGUCAAUGCACGGCGAUAUUGCAAUUGGAACUGAACAAGGAAAAUUCAUAUUUUGGAGUCCAGAAAAGAAUGAAAUUCAAAAAGUCUACGACGUCAAUUUCAGAUAUAUAUACUCUCUAGAAUAUCAUCGUAAGGCAAGAGACGUUUUGUUUGUUUGCCAUUAAUGUGUCUAAUACCUGUUCUAUUCUAAAAUGUAACUGUAAUUUCAUAUUCUUGCAUAAUGUUUAAAACAUUUUACUAGAAAAUUAUUUUUUAUUGACGUUAUCAUUACCUUUUAUAUAUAUUUUAACUUUGUAAAAUCUUUAUAUAUUUCAUAAUCAUGUAUGAGCAUAACUUUUUGAUACACCUCUAUGUAAAGAAAAACUAUUAAGGAUUUUAAUCAAAAUUUAUACAGAAAUAUUAUCACAUAUAUUUGUUUUCAAAUGAUA
This is a messenger RNA of Centruroides sculpturatus (bark scorpion), 1457 nucleotides long. RefSeq lists its product as uncharacterized. NCBI's taxonomy places the organism in Eukaryota, Metazoa, Arthropoda, Arachnida, Scorpiones, Buthidae. The record is from RefSeq and is a predicted model, not a curated record. Gene Ontology annotation, molecular function: protein binding. The transcript has 7 exons. The coding region runs from base 114 to 1193 and encodes 359 amino acids. Gene Ontology annotation, cellular component: nucleus.